AUGUAGAAUUUCUUUUCUCUUUUCUAAGAAUCCAAUAGGUUUGCUCCUACGAAUUAAUAGGUUUUAUAAUACAAAAAAACAGUUAAAGUAAUACAAUUCUUUAAGAAUAUAUAAAGACCUUAUAAAAUGCACAAAAUAAGACUUUAGAAUUGUAUGUAAUUUCAAAAAGGUGGAUUCGUUAAUGGAAAUAAUAUAUGCAAUAUGAUGAAAUCUAAUAUUUGAAUUAAAGUUAAUAAAAAGUAAAUAUACACUUUAAAUUAAAAGCCUGGACCAAUUAAUUCAGAUUUAAAAUCAAAUGAAGUUUUUUUAUUCAAUUAUCCAAAUAAUCAUCUCUAUAAUUAAAAAAUAGUGAAAUUAGAUCCAGAAGACUAUGUUUUAGUAAGUUAUGGACUUUAAUAUUAGGUGGAAAGUGAUUUGAUGGAUAUGUGGAAGUAAGAAUUUGGAUUUGACUUAAUUAUAAAUAGAUAGAUCACUUUUAAUGAAAAGUCUUAACCCAUUUCAAAUAUCAAUUUAAAAAGAGUAUAAAUCUAUUCAAUAAAUUUAAUAGCAAGAAAUAUAUUUCAAAAUUUAAAAUUCUAUUAGAGGUAUUAUUUAGGUAGAUGAAAGGUGUUAAAUAAAAUAAUGGAUUUAAUUGAUAAAUUCAGCAUUGAAAAAAGAAUAUUAAUUAAAUUUUGAGAAUAUUAGAUUAUGGAAACAUAAGCAUUAUGCUGCUGAUUAAGCUAUUAGGCAAUUAGAAUAAUAUAAUAAUAAAUUCAAUGGAUAAAUAUUGGAUGAAUGUUUAAGUGUUGGAUAAUAUGUAGCUGAUCUAAUAAUUAUUGAUAUUUAAUAGAAUGGAAAAUGGUAAUAUGAAUAGUUAGAUUUGAAAGUAAAAUUAGAUUUUAUAUAUUAGAUAUCCUGUAGAGAUGAAUUUACUUAUUUAUUCAAUAAGGCUUAUAAAGGAUGUGGUAGAUUUUAUUGUGAUCGAAAUUAUUGCCAUGAUAAUCCAAUAUUUGCUGAAUAUUAAUUUGAAAAGGCUAGUCUACAAGAAUUUCUUAUUGAGUCUUUUAAGGAAAAUAGUAUAGAUUGGACAGAAGUUUGCUGGAAUUCUGAUUAAGAAUUAAAACCAAUUUAAAAAAUUACAAAAGAUUUUAAAAAAUAAAUUAACGAACUCUCAAAAUAACCAAAUAGUUUUGGAGCCUCAUUUAUUUAAGAUUUUAAUGGUUCUUAUGAAUCAAUAUGCAAUAACAAUCUGAGAUUAAAUAUUGAAAUGGUGAAUGAAAUAAAUAAGUUCAUUGAUUACAAAACACUAAAAGAUUGGAUAAACAAUCUAUACAAAUUGAAGAAUAAAAGCCCAUUAAAAUUGCGAUCAGUAUUUAUAAUUUUUCAUUUUAAUUGUUUUGAUUAAAUUAUAACUGAAUAAUAUUCAAAUGAGUUAUUUGAUUUUGUAUUCUAAUUAGAUAAAGAAAGCAAAAACACAUUGUCAAAAUAUUUGACUUAACUUCCAAAUUAGCAAUUCAAUAAUAUAGUUGAAACUUUAAUUAAAAAUUUGGCAACAUUUGUUUAUAAAUAGUCGUCUUAAUUCAUUUAAUUAUUAUAAAAAGAAGAUAUCAAAUAUUUAAGGGAUUAACUUGAAUUGUUAUAAAUAUUUUAAUAAUCUAAUGAGAAACUUAGAAGAAUUAAUAGCGAUAAAUUUAUUAUGAAAGAAGUUACAAAACUUUAUCCAUAAAAAGGCGAUUUAAUGGAGUAUAGAUAAUUUGUUAGUUUUAUCAAUUAAUAGUAUGAGAACUAUUAUUUCACAUUUUGUCAAUAUUCAUGGAUAAUUCCAAUAGAGUUUAAAUAAUAAAUUUUAACUUUGGAUUCAAGAAUUAAUUAAAGAAAUUAAGGCGACUUUUUUUUAUAGCAAAUAGGAUUAGCCCCUUCUAUAUAAUUGUUGAUAGAUAGAAAUGAUAUAGUGAAUAAUGCAUUAGAAUAACUAUCAAAGCCAGGAUUAAAUCUAAAGUCUAAAUUAUUAAUAGUAUUUAAAGGAGAAGAAGGGAUAGAUUAAGGGGGUUUAACAAGAGAGUUUUUCUCAUUAUUAACUCAAAAGCUUUUUGACAUAUAAUUUACAAUGUUCGUAACUAGAAACAAUAAUACAGUUUUAUGGUUUAAUAAAUAUCAUUUAGAAAUGCCUAUAAAAUUUGAAUUAAUAGGAAUGCUACUAGGUUUGGCUCUGUAUAAUUAAGGUAAAAAUAAUAAUUAAAAUUAUUAGUAUUACUGGAUAUAAGUUUUCCUUAGUUAGUUUUUAAGAAGUUAAUGAAUGAGGAAGUUUUAUUUGAAGAUUUGAAAGAAUUAGAUUUAGAAACAUAUAAAUCAUUAAUGUAUUUAAGUGAAUAUGAUAAAGAUGAUAUUGAAAAAGUUUUUGCAUUAAAUUUUUCAAUUACCGAAUAUGAUAUUUGGGGAUAAGCAUAAAAUAUUGAUUUAAUAGUAAUAAUAAUAAAAUUAAUUUAUAGUAAAACGGAUCAUAAAUAGUAGUCACAUAAAAAAAUAAAUACGAAUAUAUAAAAGCAUGUACAGAUUAUUAUUUAAAUAAAUCAAUCGAGAAAGAGUUUUAAUUUUUUUAUAAAGGAUUUUGGAAGGUUGUGGAUGGAUAUGGAAUAAAAUUGUUAAAGGGAUCAGAGUUGCAAACGAUGAUUUUGGGACAAAAACAUAUAGAUAUGAUAGAAUUAGAAUAAUCUACUAAAUAUGAAGGUUAUGAUAAGAAUUCUGAUUACAUCCAAACAUUUUGGGCAUUUAUACAUUCAUUGGAUGAAUAAUAAAAGAAAAGAUUUUUAUUUUUUUGUACAGGAUCAGAUAGAGUUCCAGUUGGAGGAUUAAAAUCUUUGAAAUUCGUUAUAUAAAAAUAUGGUGAAGGUAUAGAUUAUAUAUUUAUGUGUAGAAACUGAACAAUUGCCAUCUGCACAUACAUGUUUUAAUGUAUUUUAAUUGCCUGAAUACGAUUCAGUAGAAAAAAUGAUCGUAAAAUUGCAGAUCGCUUUUGAAAAUAGUGAAGGAUUUGGAUUAAUAUGA
Paramecium sonneborni is the source of this 3024-nucleotide messenger RNA. The record is from the annotation of a GenBank genome assembly. NCBI's taxonomy places the organism in Eukaryota, Ciliophora, Oligohymenophorea, Peniculida, Parameciidae.